UAUUAGUGAUUGUGAGAAGCUUGAAGUAUUGCCAGAAAUUCCUCCCARCCUUUAUUGUUUACAAGCAUAUCAUUGUACCUCGUUGCACGAAGUGCGGAGACGGCUACCAAUCAUGCAUCCUAGGGGUUUGCAGAUAUAUCUCUUUGGUUGUCGAAAAUUGGUCGAGAAACAUACUAUUGAAAGCUUGGUGUCUAUGUUGUUGCCACAGGGACUAAAUGACUUCGGUGGAAAUUUUGAUAUCCAUAUUCAUGGAAGUAGAAUUCCUCGGUGGUUUACACAUCAAAGUACGGGAAAAGGUGUAAUGGUCGUAUUACCUUCAAGUUGGCGCUAUAAUAAAUUCCGGGGAUAUGUAGCUUGUGCUGUUUUCACGCUCAAAAAACCUUGCAAUAAUCCUGAAGGUUAUGAGUUUAGCUCUCUAAGAUGCUCCGUGAACAACUUUGACGGAGGUAAUUUGCACCGGAAGCAGUCAUGUGGCAUAUCUUAUGAGUUCGUGGAUAACUGCACAAGGAUCGUUGGGUCAGAUAUGAUAUGGUUGCAUUAUUCGGAGUCUAAACCGAGUUGGAUAAAAGCAAAGAAUCUGAUAACUUUUUCCUUCAGUUGUCCCUUUCUUGAGGUGAAGCAAUGUGGUGUAAGACUUUUUUGUGAUGAAGAUAUGCAGGAAGAUAUGGAUUUAAGUAUGACCCAAGACCUCUCAACUCAACCACAAGAUGGUGGUAUCUUCGACCCAAAUCAUGRGUGGGUUUCCGGAUCGAGUAAAGAUGAGGGUCCAGGCAUUGUGUUUAUAUAACAAAGUGGUCUUUUAAUCACAAGGGUGGUGCCUG
Cynara cardunculus var. scolymus (artichoke) is the source of this 821-nucleotide messenger RNA. RefSeq lists its product as uncharacterized. NCBI's taxonomy places the organism in Eukaryota, Viridiplantae, Streptophyta, Magnoliopsida, Asterales, Asteraceae. The transcript is spliced from 2 exons. The record is from RefSeq and is a predicted model, not a curated record. Bases 113 to 787 code for a protein of 224 amino acids.